This is a messenger RNA of Benincasa hispida (wax gourd), 1964 nucleotides long. RefSeq names its product putative membrane protein At3g27390. Gene Ontology annotation, biological process: vegetative to reproductive phase transition of meristem. The record is from RefSeq and is a predicted model, not a curated record. Lineage: Eukaryota; Viridiplantae; Streptophyta; Magnoliopsida; Cucurbitales; Cucurbitaceae.
ACUCUGUAUUGAACUCUGAUUUCAUUUAUUCCCGAAAAUUUCCUCAUGCGAGUACCAGUUGGAUUCUUCCCAAAGCUUUGGAGCUUCGUCUCCCUCCUUCCUUUCUUCUUCUUGCUUCUCCUCCUUGGUUUCCUUAAAGCUGUAAUCGUUGCCCCAAUUGCGGCCGCCAUUGUUGUGAUUGGUAACUCAUCUGUCAUCGUUGGGCUCUUUCCUGCGCAUUUUUUCUGGACUCUCUUCUGCUUGGCUAGAACCAAGAGGUUAGGUCUAGUUCUUAAGACUGUGGUGCUUGUUUGCUUGCCCCUACCACUGAUGCUUUGGCCAGUUGUUGGUGUUGUUGGAAGCUUACUUGGUGGGAUUGGAUAUGGGUUUUUCGUUCCUCUUAUUGCAACUUUUGAGGCUGUUGGAGCCGGCGUUACUGACAAACUUUAUCAUUGUCUUGCUGAUGGUUGUUUGUCCACAAUUAAAGCAAGCUGUUUAGUUGUGAUGGAUUUUACAGAUUUCUGCUUCCAUUCUUAUUUUUCAUACAUGGAUGAACUGAGUGAGUUAAUGCACAGUGAUGAGAAGCCCAUGGAAGUGAAGCUAUCAAGACUUCCAUGUUGUUUGUUGGCCAGUUUGAUUGGUGUCCCAGUUGAUUUUCUUUUUAUUACGUUAGUUGCAUUAUGCAGAAGUCCUUACAUGUUAUUCAAAGGAUGGAAGAGGCUAUUGGAAGAUUUGGUUGGUAGAGAAGGACCAUUCCUGGAGGCAGUAUGUGUUCCAUUUGCUGGUCUUGCCAUCAUUUUAUGGCCCCUGGCUGUUGUCGGAGCGGUGACAAGUGCAGUUGUCUCUAGCUUUUUUUUGGGGCUCUAUGCUGGAGUUAUUGUUCAUCAGGAAGACUCGUUUCGGUUGGGGCUUGCGUAUGUCUUGUCGGUGGUUUCGAUAUUUGAUGAGUAUGUGAAUGAUCUACUCUACUUGCGGGAGGGAUCUUGUAUUCCCAGGCCAAAAUAUCGUAGAAACAUGAGCUCAGACCUCGAGAGGGAGCAUUGCGGUGAUGACAAAAAUGACAGGAGAAGUAUAAGAGAUGGUUCAAACAAUCAUAAACUUGUCUCAGAGCAGUCGAGAACAUUGAAAUGGGCGAUCCAACAUUACAAACCCAUCCAGGUUUGGGAUUGGUUGUUCAAGUCCUGUGAAGUCAAUGGUAGAAUACUUCUCCAAAACGGUCUGAUAACAAUGGAAAACAUUGAGGAAUGCAUUCUAAAGGGAAACUGUAAGAAGUUAAGCAUCAAGUUACCAGCAUGGUGUAUAUUACAGUGCUUGCUUUCCUCUGCAAAGUCGAACUCCUCCGGGUUACUCAUCUCUGAUGAUGUGGAGUUGACAAGGACAAACUUGCCAAGGGACACAAUGUUUGAAUGGUUUCUUGGGCCAUUGUUAAUUAUGAAGGAGCAAAUAAAGAGAUUGCAUUUAGAAGAAAAUGAAGAAAAAUGCUUGAGAAUAUUGAUCAUGAGAUGCAGAAAUGAAAUACCUGAGGAUUGGGAUGACUUUGGCUUUCCUUCCAACGAUGCCGUGAGGAGAGCGCAAUUGCAAGCCAUAUUUAGAAGAUUGCAGGGUAUUGUCAAUUCGAUGUCACGAAUUCCGACUUUUCGACGUCGAUUUAGGAGCUUGAUCAAGGUAUUGUAUGUUGAAGGCCUCCAGAUGGGCAGUUCAGUAAAGACUAUGAGAACUAUAAACGGCAGCAAGCGCUUUGGGGAAGAGGAAACAGCUAACACGAUACGGAAAGCUCCAAGCAUCACUGAUGUAGUAUGAAACUUCUUCGAUUUUUGCUGUUGUCUAUCUUGCUAUUAUGUUACAGAAGAGUUCAUUGAGAUGGGAACAAUUUCAUGUUUAGUGAAUCAAGUGAUGAUGCAAAUAUUUGGACAACUAGCUCUCUCUUGUCGGAUUUUCAGUAGUAAGUAAUGGCUGUUUUAUUAUAUUGGAUAGAAUUCUAAAUA